UACACAGUUGCGGUUGUGCUGUCAAAGGUUACUCAUGAGUUUACAGCCUUCCUUAUGAAUUUAGAUGCAGUUUUAGGGAAGAUUUUAUGGAGAAAAGUUUAGAAGCAGUUGGAGGAAUGAAAAGUUUAGCUGCUUCUUUCUCCUUGAGGGAGGAACGUUGUCAAGGUAUGUCCUGUCAACCGGUUCGAUAGUAGGAAAGUUUGAGACGGAGACGAAGGUCUACGUUGUGCUCGCCAACCUGGCAGUGUUUUUGUUCAUCUUGAUGUAAGCUUUGAAAUAUUAAUAGACAAGCAUCCGUAGAUCACUUUGAGGGUUAGCGGGUUUCAGCCAUAAUUAGUGCGCAGAAGAAAGUUGUUAAUUUCAUCGCAUCCUUCCCCUGACUUUUCUCCCCGGCGCGGCCAUUAACUCGGUAGACUUGUACUUAAGACUGGAUUUGGGACAUGACCUAGUACGGCGGAAUCUAAGCCAAUAUUGAGCUCAGUUACAUUUUCAAAUUUUCAGGGCCCAUUUACUCUCGUUACAUACUGAAGGUUUAACUGUUGACUUCGUUUUGUUGGGUUUUAACUUGUGCAAGAAGCCGGUCUCCUGUUGAGCUUCGCAUUGAGCAUACUAGUAUUUUAUUUUCGCGAAGCAAACCGAGCUGCAAUAGUGUGAAAACUUUGCAUGCGCGUGAUGGCUGCUGAAACAACUGGCCUUUGGUACCGAUUUUUGCAGUCAGAACUAAUUGAGCGAUGCUUUUAUUCCGAAGCUUUUCGUCUUUGGUGAAAAGUUUUGAAUUGAAUAAUAACAAUUGAUAUUGAAAAGAAACACAGCGUGAAAGUCGCUCCAAAUCAACAUUGAUCCUUAACGUUAAUUAUGCAUUUGUAAUAAACCACAGAUUGUGGUUUCUUGGGCAAUAUGCUGAGAACCUUAUACGGUUAUCAUUGCAGCUUGAUUUUAUUUUCAUAUCUACUUCUAGGCAUAACAUCCGUACUCCAUGGAAAAAUAAAGUUGGAUUCGUGUUAGGCGGACGAGAAUCAUGUCUCAAUAUCCUCGAAAAGACGGCUCGGCCUCCGGAAGAACUAUUCCACAUACAAGAAUUGAGGACGAAAGACAGAUAGAGGACAUCUACGAAUUUGGAGAAAUUCUUGGUAAGGGAAGCUUUGGCGUUGUUAAGGAAGCCACCAACAGAGCAACGGGUCGUAGAUGGGCCAUCAAAGCCGUGAACAAGGAAAAGGUAAGAAAUUGAUAUCGUUUAAACUUAACAUCAAGUGCGGCGGAACUCAAGCUUGUUGAAAAGCAACCAUUGAGUUGAACAAGAAAUUGUUUUUUUUAAGUCGAAAAUUCUGUAAGAAUGUAUUUGGUUGAUUCUUGAUAGUCUGUAGAACUUGGAAGACAUUUAAUAUUAAAGCUGUCUGUCAAGUCCCCAAUAUCUUAAUCAUGGCUUCAUAUCAAGGGUAUUGUUUUUAAGCUCUUUAGGUAAUGCUGUUAGGCACUUAGGUUUCCGCUAUAUGCGUCCUGUUCGUGAAUUAAUAACAUGUGAUAUUUGUGCUGGUAAGGCUGACAAAUUGAACUAUGCCAUAUUUCUUAAGCCAAGUAACAAAUGAUGUAUUAGUCAACCCAAUUUUGAUAAUAACCUAUUUUUCCAAGCUCAGCAGCUAUUUUUAGUGUGAAUGCAUGUGGUAUCACAGCUGAAAAUUAUUUUAGCUUUCACCUUUUUUAAACUCAUAAUUGCACUUACGUCAUCUAGUAAUUUAUCAUCGUAGUUAUCGACCCUAAAAAGAGGUCUUUAUUGUUAACACUUGACUUGGACUGUGCAAGAAUCUUUUCAAUAUGUUCUUUGUUUUGAACUUCCUACUGUGAUUUUUCUUUACCCCUUGGCAUGUUACUGAUAAAAAUUUGUUUUAGAAGGGAGUAGAAGUCUGUAUCUUAGUCAAGACUAGUUUGUAAUGGUUAAAAUGCUUAAUAUUAAUGGUGCAUUGCCAUAGAGACAGAACUGUUAUUAAUUUAUUGUCUCUUUCUUCUGGCUCGCAUACUAGAAGCUUCCUGAUUACUUGUAGUCAAGGUUACCAUAGUAUUUAGUAGAUAUCCAUUGUAACUGUUAAGAAUUGUAUUAUAUAUUUCGGGCAUUGUUUCAGUAACUAAACAUUUCUUAAAUUAUCCAUCUCUUUUCUGUGAGCUUCCAGUUUCCUUGUUGCUUAAAGGCAGUAUUUGAUAGUCUGUCAAAUUGUAUUAGUAAUGAUUAUAAUGGAUGGCACAAGGGAAAAAAUGCCACAUACCCCCUGUAGGCUGAUCAACAUGUCCAUUCUUAAUAAUAAUAUUAACGUCAAUAUUGAAAUUUUGAUUUAUGGGAUUUUUAGUUAGGUCAAAUAAUAUGCUGUUUGUUUUACUUGGGUGACAGUUCCUUACAAACAUUAAAAUGUAAUAAGGUGGUUAACAUUGAUGUUUUUAAUGCCAUUUGCACAAGACAAACAUAGUCAACCUUCUAUUCAGUGGUUACCCUCGGCAAGUAGUCAGGUGACUGCAUAAUAGAGGUUAAACCUCUAUCGUGACCAUUAUGAAGAGGCCUAACUUGCACUGUGGUCGCCAACUGGCUCAGAGCCUUGUAGGCAUCGUUCGUUGACCAUUUGUUUUAUCAGCCUGGGCAUCCAUUGUUUACUGUUGUGUCAAGAUGUCACACCAUUAUCUAACUAAGUGACCUACAAUAAGAGGCAAAAUACAAUAAAAUAACCCAGUCUACAGGGUAACUGCAUAUGCCUAAUAGAAGUGACUGGUCAAUAGUCAUCAUUUUUACAGUUAAUGUGGGAAGCACAUUGUGGGAAAUAGACCAUUUUCGAUAUAUUUAAAUUCAUACUCGGCUUCAAUGCUUGGGGGAAUAAAAAAAAGAAAUGUAUUUAUUCAUUAUUGAGCCUCAAGAUGAUUUCUUUUCUGUUAUUCUGCCAAGUCUCACAGCCAAGUAUGAAUUUUAAUAUAUGGGAAUUGGUCUCUUUUCUUCGGCUAAGGUAGUAUGCAGAAUUCAUGUCCGCAAAGAAUCCUGUGACAGAAGCUUUAUCAGCAAAGAAUUGAUUACUUCCUUCAAACCUUUCAUAGGCAACUUUCGUAGUCCUUAGCAAUCAUUAAGUGAUCAGCUUGGCAGAUUCCCAGUGGACAACAGUAUCAGCAAAUCACUUUAGACAGAAGCUGUAUUAAGCAGCAAACCAUUGCCUUGUGAAAGAUUGUUAAGUUAUGUCAACUGUAAGUGUGAACAUUUGAUAUCCUGUGAGGAAAGUUAAGUUAAACGGUUUCCAAACUCAGUCAGAUUUUUUAUAAUAAAUAUAUUUUAAUAAAAAAACUUUCCAAGUUGAAAUCUGGAAAAUUUUUGGAUUUGUAAAUGUUUUUUUUUUCCUUUUGUUUCCCAAUUCCGUGCAUUAGUCAACCUAAGAAAGGGAAUAUUAGGGAGUUAAAAUCUAAAAAAUUUCCCAGAAGAGCAUGCCCACAGAUCCCCCUAGAAGUUUGUGCUCAUUUAGGAAAUCAGUCAGUAUUUAUCCUAGAUCUGUGCCUGAAUAUUGAACUUGAUUUUGCUCAUUCCUUUCUUAGGCUGGUACCUCUGCAGUUAGACUCUUAGAGCGAGAAGUUUUAAUCAUGAAAAAGAUUGACCAUGAGCAUUUAAUUCAUUUAGAAGAGAUCUAUGAAACGUCAAAGGUAAGUACUCCUGUUGUAACUUUGUAAAAAAAAAAAUCAAAUAAUAUUAUUGCUAUGUUAAGAGUACAGUAUGUGUAGUAGGGUACUUAGGUAAAUUUUGGCCUGAUCUGAAAUAGCUUUGCAUGAAUGGGCUCCAAAGUUUGUUUGGAAGGCACUGAAGUUGAUGGCAAAAGUUAUUUUGAUGUUGCCACUUUUGUUAAGAGUUUUGGGUGAUUUUCACUAUUAGGUCAUAGUAAAAUGAAAAACCUAAAAAGAUCGAAAUCAGAUUUUAUGUCUUAAGUCAUCUCACAUUGAAAACAUCAAACUUACCAUCAUAUGGCUGUUAAGCUUAUUCACGAUCCAUUUGUCCAAUGCUAUCUGACAUACUGUAGAGUUAUGUUCUAUUGGGAUCAACCAUUUUAACCAAAACCAGUUUUAACUUGGUUUUGCAUGGAACACUUUUUCAACAUGGUUCUGUCUGAGUAUUUUUUAACCCCAGACUACUUUGAUGCACAUGCAAACAGUUCAUGUACUGAAACAAUGGUCCAAAGUGUAAACAUCGAUGCCUGCUAACAGAACAGCCAAGGUCUGAACUGGUUGUAAAAGUUAAUUGAUCAAGCUGAUUGAAAAGUCCAUUUGAAUUACUGGAUCUUAUUGUUAGGUGUAGUUAACAACUGCAUCACUUAGUGGAGGUGGGUACCCGGGAUGACCGGGGGCUUCCACUUUUGACACAGCCAGUCCCUAGACAGAGUUACGCCCCCAUCCUGCCCUCCAGCCAUGAGCUCCCAUACCAUUGGAACCAGGCACAUGUCACACUGAUUUAUCAGUGGAAAAAUAAAGGGAGCGAGAGAUGCGGGUAAAAGAAUGAUCUAAAGGCUAAACAAAGAGAGUGAUCCGCCAGGAAAACGCUGUACUGAACACGUGGAGAUGAAGCAAGCAAGGCUGACCACUUUUGAGCCAAACCACUGACCGCUGACUACACCCACGCUCCUCGUUGUUAACUGUGUUAAAUAAAUUUAAGUUCAUUAAAUGGUUUAAAUGGUACAUAUGAAGCCACACGACAUCAUACGCGGCUAAUGCAUAUGGUGUUCCAUGCAGUAUACUUUUAAAUUUUUAAUUUAUAGGCAUACAUUUGUUUACAUUUUCAGCGUAUGUAUUUGGUAAUGGAACUUUGUGAUGCUGGUGGUGUACAAAAGCUCUUAGAACAAAAGAAACAGUUUUCAGAAAAGGUUUGUAUUCUGGACUAAUAUAUUUAACACUGAGGUUAUGUUGUUGUUUAAUUUUAUCCUUGUUUUAAAAUUUAGAGCAGUAUUUUUUGCUUUCCAACUCAUUAUCAGUAAAUUACCAUACCCCCAAAAAAUAAAAUAAAAUAAAAUUCACACCAAGGAUAAUCACUAUUUCAAAUCUGUUUUAUUUUUGUUUGGUUAACUUUGUUAUGUUAAGUGUGGCUCUAGCUAAUGUUGUUCAUAAACUUUCAACAGUUAAAAAGCAAGUUUGAAACCUUUAAUUGUUUUAAAUUUUAUUAUUAGCAAUAGUUACAUUUUCAAACUUCUUCAUACUAAUUUUCUAAUGAUAUCACUGUUUAAAUUUCAGGAAACUUGGACAGUGAUAAAACAGUUGGCACAUGCUGUGGCAUACCUUCAUGAUUCUGGUAAUUGUUAUUUACCAACCAGGUUCUUGGUCUUAAUGUAAUUUAAUAUCACUCGUCUUAUGAUUUAGCUUUAUUCUUAUGGCAUAGAUCAUUAUUUUUAUGCCCCAAGUUGACUAAAGCCCCACGAAAAAGGAAACAAUAGUGCACUUACAUGUACCUGUAAAAUCACAACAGUUACAACAUUGAAUUCAGAGAGUGCAGGCAACUUGUGCAAAAAAGGUAGUGUGUCCAAGUAUACAUCUAACUGUUGUUUUUUAAAAACAUCUUUUAGAUAUAGUUCACAGAGAUUUAAAAUUGGAAAAUAUUCUUCUCAGUCAACCUGUUGGAAAUGAACUGCUCAAUAUUAAGGUGAGGAUAUUAUAAAAUUGUUACUGUUAGGCAAUACAUGCAUCUCCUGAAAUAGAGAAAAGCAAAAACGUAUAUGGUUAGAUUUGUUUUGAUGUCUUAUCAGGCCAUUAUGUAAUCAGUUAGGCUAGUCAGUGUAUAUGACCUUGUUCACAUGUUUUUGUGAAGUCACAUUGUCAUUCAGUACCACUUUAGUCCUGGACCCUGAAGAUAAGAACCUAAUUUUUGAGCUUAGUACUGCUGAAGCGGAGCAAAUGAAAAUAUGCCAUUGUUGUUUAACCAGUUAUAAUUUUGGUCAAUCCUUUGAUCAUGUUACAGAGUUUGAUGAUCUCAAUAAGAGCCAGUGGUUGGCGAAAUCCACUGGCUAUUUACAUGAACUUGCCACAAACUUUUCUUUGGAAAUUACCCCCUAAAGCCAAAAUUUGAUGAUGUUUGUGUUCUGUUCAUACACUCUAAUUUUUGCUCCAGAAUGCUGGAAAUGAGGCCCAGAUUUUUCCAGGGGGCAUACCUCUGGACUCCCCCUGGUACUUUGUGCUUUCAGUGCUUGCAAAUUGCAUCUGUUGCACAGGUUUUUUCUUUCUCCGCCGUACUCCAAAGCUAUUGCCACCUACUUAAAGCCUUAUUGAAAACUCUGCAUUAGGUAUAGUUAUUUUAGAAAUGAUCGAACGGAAAGGACUGGUGCUUGUGGAGGUUGUUUCAGAUCUGCAUGUGCCAUUGUUGCUGCUGCUGUGUUUUCUUUGUAAAACUGCCUCCUUACUAAAUAGCUCUUUUUACCUCAUUUCUUUUCAGGGUGUGAUCUUAACCAUUUAAGCCAUCCACAUACAACUUCCCCAGACUAAGCUCCAUAGUUUUCCUUAAAGUAUUAGAUGGGAGAAUUUGAUACAAGAUCAAUUUCCUUUUGCUGAUCAUCUUACCAGUUCUCAUAACCUUUUCUCUCAGAUUAUGCAUUGAUAUUGUUCUGAGAAAAUUGAUGUUGUUCACUCUUGGGACUUGCUUGUACAGUUAAACACUUAUCAAAUGAACCAAGACCCUGACAGUUUGUUGGCUUUUUAGACAAAGGAAAUUCAGAGUCUAUGAACUGAUGUGAUGUUGACAACAACAUGUUACUAAAAGUGUUUUAAUUUGUUUGUACAUCAUUACUUUCUUGAACAGCUCACAGAUUUUGGCCUUUCAUAUGUGAGAGGUGGUGUUGGUAGUGACUCCAUGAUGCAAAGUGUUUGUGGCACUCCAAUUUAUAUGGGUAGGCAAUAAAUUGUUUGAAAUCCUUUGUCAGUAUGUAGGAUUUUCAAUGUUUCAAGAAUUUGACAAAAUUGACUCUUCUUCAUUUAUUGUAUAUUCUUGUUUUCCAUCUCUUCUUGCAUCACUUGAAAAAAAAGAGUGCUUAAAACCCGUUCCAGUUAGGUUUCUCUCUCAGCGUGUUCAGUCAUAAUAGAUUUAACCUGUUCAAUUUGUUUAUUCAUGAAUUCCAAUUUUGUGCACUUUCAUAAGAUUGAUUAAAGGUAAAAGAUAAGCAAGAUAAGCAAUAAGUACCCGUUAGACUAAUAUUGGGUGCUGAGAUUUGUUUUAUCUAAGUAUGUUACUUAUCCUUUUUUCUUGUGUCAUAGCUCCAGAGGUGAUAGAUGACCUCGGUUACAGUCAACAGUGUGAUAUUUGGAGUUUAGGUGUAAUAAUGUAUAUUCUGUAAGUUUGUUUUUCUGAGCUUCCAGAUUUACACUAUUUUUACAGUCAACUCUCUCUUAAUGUACCAUCUAUUUGACCGAUAUGUCCCUCCCUGGAUUAUUUAGAGCUGUUUACAUGGAGGGAGGAAGAUCCUAUCACUAGGACGAUCCUAGAAGGUGGAUCAUCCUAGUGCCAUAUAUGUUUUCUGAAUUUGAUUUACAUGCAAAGGGUUGUACUUGUUGCUAGUGCUAGGAUCUUCCUAGUACUAGGUUCUUCCUCUCUGAGUUGAGUACUAGGACUACUACUAAUACUAGGAAGAUCCUAGCGUCAGGCGAACUACCCUUGCUUGGAAGAUCCUAGUACUAGCAACAGUCAAAAAUGGCAGUGGGUCGUUGAGUGGCUAAUCUCAACAAUGAAGGCCACCAUACCGCGAGCUGAUUGUUGUGAUAAUCGUGCUGAAAGGUACUUAUUAAAGCCAUAAACAGAGCAGAAGGGCCCAAAUUGCAUUUUUGUUUUUGACACCCACCAUUUUUUAAUUUCUUCUUGAGCCUUCUCUACCUGGGCAUGACAUAGACCAAAAUUUUGGCUUGUAAACCCAAGGUAAAGUUGUUCCGCCUUCUAGGAUCUUCCUCCAGGUAAACAGCCCCUUAGAGUUGUUCCCAUCUGUUCCUUUGUCAUAGUGCCUUUGCAGCUCAGGGUUAUGUACUUGUGUCCUGCCAAAAGUACGGGAUACGACCCUACAAUACUACCGGAGACUGAAAGAACAAAGAACAAAACAAAUAGUGGGUCUGCCAAUUUUUAGGUUUCACAUUCUUCACGGUGCAAUUUUAUGGUGUUGGUGAUUUAUGUAACUGAGAAAAUGUUAUAUGCAUCAGUGGAAAAUGUGCAGUCUAGCAUUUUUUCCAUACUAAUCUUUCGAAUUUUGCAGACGUCCAACAUCCCAUGAAAUCUUAGUCUUUUGGUUAAUCAACAAAAAUUUGGCUUUCUGGCAAAUUUGCUCUUGCCCUUUUCAUCUCUGGUGUUGUUUACAUCUUGGUUGUAUCCCAUAUUUUUCAUGUGACUGCGAACUGCAAAGGGCCUAUAAAUAAAUUUUUCUACUUUUAUCAUCAUUGUCCUUUGGCUUGCUACACUCUGUACCAAUCUCCCAGCCCUUGUAGUCCUUCAUGGCAGAUUCCAGAUCUGAUACUCCAGUUCCUCAUCCCAAGACAAAAGCGAGAAGACGGGGAAUGUUUAAUAUGGCAGACACCUCUUGAAGAAUAUUGGUGUCUUUCAUUUAAGCAGCCCUCCAAGUUGUGACCAUUUUGGUUGCCAUGGCGCCUAAAAUUUUGGAGCUGACAUCUUGAUUUGUAAAAAAGUCUGCCUAAACCAAAACAGUUGGUGGCUAAAUGGCAACGGAGCUAAAACUUUAACUUGGAGGGUUGUUAAGUGAUGGUGUGACAACAUAAUUUUUUCAACAUGCAUUCAUUUUGUAAUCUGAGUGCAAAUUCACCCGGUAUGUAGUAUGAUCAUGUUUUAGUGAUCAGUGGUUCUAUAACUCACUUCUUGUCUUGUCCACAGUUUAACAGGGAGACCACCAUUUGUGGCAGAAACUGAAGAAAAGCUUUAUGAGUUAAUUAAAAAGGGUGAAGUGGAUUUUUCUGACCCUUGUUGGGAAAACAUUCAAGAGUCUGGUAAGAUUAUUGUAGGCGUGCAGUCAUAUGAUAAACCAUAAGAUUGAAUUAUUUCAUUUGAAAACAUGUCAAGACUGGUAUUUCCUUGAAUUCUUCAGUUGUUGAGUUUUGAAUUGUUAAAUUCACAGCUAAGAACUUUCUUCUUGGAAUGCUCAAAGUUGAUCCAGCUUACAGGCGCACAGCAAAAGAAAUCUUGAACCAUCCCUGGAUUACAGUAAGUGCUGUAGUACUCGGCUAAUUUGGUAUCAUAAUUGUCUUGUGGGUUUUCUCUCUUCUGGUUCAAAGAAAACGUAGAUUGAGAGUCUUCACUUGAGUCCUUAACACUCAAAACUUGGUUCGUUUGACACAAUCUUAAAUGAAUCAAUACUCAACAAGAAACUCUGAAUCCUAUUGAUCUCAUCCUUUUAGAACUAAUGAAAAUAUAUUUUCUAUACUUUUUCAAGGACCUAAAAUACGUAACUUAUUACAGAUUGAAAUCAAGGUGGCUUCAAGCUUUUAUACCUUCAAAUGCCUCAUAAAAACAUUUCUUACAAACAAGCAAAAUAAUUGAACAAUGCCUUGUCUUUGCAAUACUUACUCAUAUAGUUAAGGUUCUAUUUACGUGCAUUACUCUGAGAUUAUCUAUGUUACCUAUGAAGAGACCUUGAUCCUCUUAUAACCUUUAUUAUAGCUUCUUAACGAUCUCGACUAUUUUACCUGUAAGUACUUUACAAUACCCCAUCAAACUAUUUUAAUUUUCUUUGGAUGCUAUUUGAAAUAUCUAUUAAUUAUGCUAAAACACAUCUAGUAUGCCUUUGUACCGAAAUCCAAGACUAUUUUGAAAGAGUUGUUUUUAGCCCUAAUUUUUUUGGUUAUCCCAGUCAAUGCAUAACUGUUAGCCUAAAGGAUUAGCAAGUUGCAGUUUGAACCAAGAACAUCGUACUGCUGAGUACUAAAAGUAUUUUUGUAACAGGUUUAAGUGAAUUUCUCUUACAAAUGGCUUUGGUUAGUUUUGAAAAAUUAAUGUCUUCUCUUGAAUGCUUUUACAGUGGACAGUAGGUCAACGUAAUAGAUUAACUGUUUUCGUUUUUCAAUUGGCCUAUUUUUAGGGUGAUUCCGAAGCCUCUGAAACGUCAAAUGUUCUUGAAUUGAUGAAAAUGUACAGAGAAGAACUCAGACAAGUAAGUAUACUGCUCAACUUGACCAUUAUUAUUGGUUUAUAUUAUAUUUUUGGUGUAUUAUUUGUCGGUUUUACGCAGUUUAAAUUCAAGUGACCUCUGUUUGAAAGUUUUACAACUCCUUGAGGAUUGCUGCCCUUUCUAAUGGUCUUUUAAUAAUCUAUAUUUUAUCAUUAUAUAACAUUACGGAGCAAGAAGUGGCGCAGUUGGUUAGUGCGCAGCCUUCAGUGCGCGAGGUCCCAAGUUUGAUCCCUCAUAGCAUCACGUCCUUGCCUCAACUUCUCUCCUCUUUGUGUAGCUUUGACAAGCUUUAAAUAGUGUUGAAACGGAGCAUUGAUGGAGAGAGGGUGGGGGGGGGGGGGUAAAUUGAGCGUGUAGUCCACCUCAAGUUUAUCACGCAGUUAUUACUGUUAGAGUUAUCGAAGUAAAAAUACAGUUGCUUUUAGUUACCUUUUACCUUCAUUACAGGGAUCGGAAAAUCAAGAACAGGAGGCCAAUAAUAAUAUUAGUGAAAUGGAGGAUGGCCUAGCCUCAUCUCCAGGGGCUUCCUCCGACAGUCCUAAAGAGGUAGGGAACCUAAACAGACCAGUGUUGGAAGGGGAAGAGGGGAUUCCGCGUCUAAAGAAAGCAUAGUGGAGCAUUGGGAGAGGGAGGGGAGGAGUGGGGGGGGGAAUAGAAUUUGUAUGUGAAUAAAUAAUUAUUUGAAAGUUUUAUAUAUUCACUUUCAUGUCUUCAUCUUCUGCGGGUACAAGUGUAUUACGAAUUCACUCAAAGUAACCAGCUCUGAGUUGACUUCGUAGCUCAGUAAUAGACCACUGCACUGGUAUCGCGUAGGUUGUGGGUUCGAAUCCCGUUCAAGCUAGAACGUUUUUCAGGCUUUCUUUUCGCAAUUGCUUUUGUUGUGUACUUAACUGCGAUGGUCUUUCUCGUGUCAAAGAAACUUUCUUUAUCAAGUUAGGUUAAAAGGUUCGAAAUAAUGGUCACUGUUAAGGAAUUCCCAUAUCCAUAGUACUGAGCAAUAGCUUCAUUUCUUUGAAAGGCCUAGUAUUAGCGAUCAUGAACAAUAAUUGAUGUCUAUGUCAGCGAUCUCUGUCCCACCCAUGACUGGGCGGGGUUGGAUACGACUACAGAAGUGUCGUCUCUAAAUGUUUGCUACAGUCGCUGAACCUUUAUUUCCUGCCAUGAAAGAUUUUGUUACGAUGGUAUGGAAACCAGCCUUUUUUGAUAUUACAAAGUAUGUGUAUACACCAACGGGUUUAUAUUUGCGUGCGCAAUGUGACGAGUUUCAAAGAUGAGGUUAGUGGAGGGAAUGCAGGGCUUAGUUCAGUGUAUAAAAUCUCUAAGAUAGUACACGCGUUGUGGUUGGUUAAAAACCUAUGAUUUAUUGUGCCGGUAAACUCAUAGAAAACUCAGUUUUACUUUAAGUUAUUUUAUCAAAGCCUUCUGCUUCGGCUUGUGAUUUACAAGCUUUUCUCGUGUUCUCCCAACAUCCCGCGUGGGUUAUCACGCCGGUAAACCCAUAGAAAGUGUGGUCUAUUGCUUAAGUACCAAAGACAAAUUACGUUGAAUGGUGAACAAAUAUUUAUCCGGAUUUUUUUCUUACUUUGAUAUAGCAUGAGCUGCGAGUUUAAUGAGCGGCUUUAAACACGUUCCUGUAGUCUCCUAUUGUUACAAUAUUUUGUCGUAACAAGAAUCUCUUUUUAUUUUCUUCAGUAAUUUUAAGUGAGUUUUUGAAUUUUUCUGCAGGAUCUUGACAGGAAACAGAGUAACUCUAGUAACUCUGGAAAAGCUGGCUCCACUCCUAGGAAGUCCAUUCCAUCAAGUAACAGGAAAUCGGUAUGUAUGAUAUCAUUUCCAUCUGUGUUUGUAACUAAUGCCCCAUUCACACAAACUAAACGUGUUCAAAGAGAAACUAGACAGAAUAAUGACCUUACGUUGCCUCGGUAUAGGCUGGCUACUGGCCAAGACUUUCACCUACCGUGGGGCAAAACUGUACAGUAGUAUAGCUAAAGAUAUAAGAGAUACGGGAAAUCUUCACAUGUAUGUUAUUAAACCAGGUUUUUUUUUAAAAGAUGAAAAACAAACAUGGCAUACUGGAACACAGGGUUUCACACAGGGUUCAAAUGAAACUCAACACGUUUUGUGAUUUUUAACUAAAUUUGCAAUCACUUUAAGUUAGUUAGCAGCUUUUAUGAAGGAAAGAAAAUUCAAACCGUGUUAAACUAAACAGCUUUUAAACUUGUUUGAGCUUCGGUGUGAAUGGAGGUUAAGUCAUAGCUCCUCCCAUAUCUUUGGCUUUCUUCGUCAUAUAAGCCCCCCGAGGUUUGAACUCAAUCUCCACUCCUGCAAGUGUGAUAAAAAAGCAAUUCGCAGCACAAAUGCUUUUUGAUCAACUUCGAAAAUACAAAAGGAAGUGCAAAUGUACGUGUAAAUGGUCUACAAGUGCAAUGUAGUAGCUUGUGAGGACGCCUAUAAGACGCAAAACAUGGCGCGAAGCCCCAACACAAGAGCCUGCUCGCAGAUUAUUUAUUUAACGCGGCAAUUUAUCCAGUUAUGUUUCUAAUCUGUUUAUUUGCCCAUAGUCAAAUCAGACCCCCUCUCGCCGAGGAAACACAACCAAUCAAAUGAUGCCUUCAUCACCCGGUGCACGUGAUGCCCACAGCCCAUCCAGAGCACGUGACUCGCCUUCCAGCAGUAAUAGGUCGGUGCCAGGCUACAUGCAACCAACAAAAAGCUCGGUAGCGUCAAAAGGGCCUGGAACCCCAAGAAGUAGGAAGGUAUCGGACAAGAAAAGAUGAUGUAGGCGGAAAUUCAAUAGAGAAUAUUUUUUGUGAUUCAGACAAUAAUUUUUUUACUUUACAAUUUAAGAAUUCAUUGUAUAAAUGUUAAGAGCAGUUAGCCAUUUUAUUGGCUUCCAGUUGCGCUCUUUUUCACACUCCCAGAUCCCAAAUUCAACGUUAACGGUCUCACAGCCGUACUUUAGGUCAGCCUUCGACAAUUUUAAGAUCGAAUGACGGAGUGUUCGCUCUUGAUAACGAUGGUUAAUUCCCUCAAUGGCAGACACCUUACCUUGGGCACCUGAUUUGUUGUCUCCAAUAGUUUCAGUCAGAAGUAGUGGCAGUUAUUUGCAGUAAUUUGUAUCCAUUUCUAUCCGCAAUUUUUCAGCAAGGUUUCUGCAUCAAGGAGGGGGUUGGCCAUAAAGGGUUUAGAAUUUUUAGAGAUCAGAAAUUUAAGGUGUAUGUUGGAUGAUAUCGCAAGGGAAACAGACGUUGGAGUUUUCUACAGUUUUUCUGGUCCUUUAGCGAUAAUAAUAUUUCAUUUUCUUUCACUGUGCUCCUUUCCUUUUCGAUUUAUUCAACCCUUUCAAUCUCAAAAGUUUCCACAGUCAUAACGAAUUGCAAAAACAGUUCCAAAGUUUGUUUUGGAAAAAACUAAGAAACGAAUGGUACCUUGUGAUAGCACUCUCCAAGAGGUUUCUUUUGAAUGGUUGCAUCAAGGAAAGUAAAACCGUUCAACGAUUGUGUCUCCACAGUUGACGGUUUGAGCUAAGGGUUAAUAAAUAGUGCUAAGGCUAUGCGUAUUCCUCAAAUUCUGCGUAAAUUGUUAGACUACAGUCCACACUUUGAAAGUAAACGUCGUAGUGGGAAUAUUAUAUAUACGGUGGCGGGUCCUUCAGAUAAGGUCGGGGGGAGGAGGAGCGGUCAUCCAGACCCUGAGAUAAGUGGGGGGGGGAGCGG
Messenger RNA from Porites lobata, 13858 nucleotides. NCBI's taxonomy places the organism in Eukaryota, Metazoa, Cnidaria, Anthozoa, Scleractinia, Poritidae. The record is from the annotation of a GenBank genome assembly.